UGCUACACUUCUCCAAGCUCCGAUGGCGACAUUGCAGUUGCAGGCUCCCUCGUUUCAUGCUCUGUUUCUUUUCUCCCUGUUCUUCUUUGGUUUCUGUAAUUUCGGCGUGAAAUCAGCCGACGCCCUUCCAUCAAAGAAAAUUGGCAAUGGCUACCGUUUGAUUUCCGUCGGCGAGGCCCCCGGUGGUGGCAUUCUCGGCUUCCUCCAAGUUAACGCUGAAAGUCAAGUUUACGGCGCCGAUAUCCCCUUCUUGCAGCUCUUUGUGAAGCAUGAAACAGAGCAACGUUUGAGAGUCCAUAUCACGGAUGCGAAGAAGAAGCGAUGGGAAGUUCCGUACAAUUUGUUACCGAGACAAAACCCUCCGCCGCCGAGAGGGGCUGUCGUUUUCCCCAAAAACAACGUAACCGUUUCAGAAAAUGCCGGGUCGGAGUUGAUUUUCAGUUAUUCCGCUGACCCAUUUAGCUUUACGGUGAAGAGGAAGUCAAAUGGGGAGACCCUUUUCAAUUCGGGUAGCGAUGAAUCCGACCCAUUUAACAGCCUGGUGUUUAAGGACCAAUAUUUAGAAAUUUCGACCAAAUUGCCGGAAAGCGCAGCGUUAUACGGGCUGGGGGAGAACACGCAGCCGAAAGGGAUGAAACUGCAGCCCAAUGAGCCUUACACUCUUUACACCACCGACGUGGCGGCGGUGACUUUGAACACCGACCUCUACGGGUCCCACCCGGUGUACAUGGACCUGAGGAACGGCGGCGGCGGAGGGGAAGCGAACGCUCACGGCGUUUUGCUUCUGAAUAGCAAUGGGAUGGAUGUAUUUUACAGAGGGAACUCGUUGACAUAUAAGAUAAUUGGCGGUGUUUUGGAUUUGUACUUCUUCGCAGGGCCGUCGCCAUUGAGCGUGGUUGAUCAGUAUACAGCAUUUGUGGGGCGGCCGGCUCCCAUGCCUUAUUGGGCUCUCGGGUUUCACCAGUGCCGAUGGGGCUACCGGAACCUCUCCGUCGUGGAAGACGUCGUGGAGAAUUACAGAAAGGCCAAGAUCCCACUCGAUGUAAUAUGGAACGACGACGACCACAUGGACGGCCACAAAGAUUUCACUCUCAAUCCCAUCAGUUACCCUCAUCCAGCUCUGUUAUCAUUUCUCAACAAAAUCCACAGCUCCGGCAUGAAGUACAUUGUCCUAAUUGAUCCUGGAAUCGCCGUUAAUUCCACCUAUGCCGUCUACCAAAGAGCCCUUGCGAAAGACGUCUUCAUCAAACACCAAGGCCACCCUUAUUUGGCCCAAGUUUGGCCUGGCCCCGUCCACUUCCCGGACUUCCUCAAUCCCGCCACCGUCUCUUGGUGGGCCGAUGAGAUUAGCCGGUUUCACCAACUCGUUCCGGUGAAUGGCCUUUGGAUUGAUAUGAACGAAGCCUCCAAUUUCUGUACCGGAAAAUGCACGAUACCGGUGGGGAAACAGUGCCCCAAUGCUACUGGACCCGGGUGGAUUUGUUGUUUGGAUUGUAAGAACAUAACAGACACAAGAUGGGAUGACCCACCUUACAAAAUCAACGCAUCCGGACUGCAGGUUCCGAUUGGAUACAAAACAAUCGCUACAAGCGCUGUUCAUUACAACGGCGUUUUGGAAUACGACGCUCACAGUCUCUACGGGUUUUCGCAAGCAAUUGCCACACACAAGGCCCUUCAAGGGCUCGAAGGAAAACGCCCCUUUGUCCUCACACGCUCCACGUUCGUCGGUUCUGGCAAAUACGCCGCCCAUUGGACUGGUGACAAUCAAGGGACGUGGCAGGAUUUGAAAUACUCCAUUUCCACUGUCCUCAAUUUCGGUAUCUUCGGUAUCCCUAUGGUGGGGUCUGAUAUUUGUGGGUUCUAUCCAGCGCCAACGGAAGAGCUUUGUAACCGUUGGAUUGAAGUUGGAGCUUUUUACCCUUUCUCUAGAGAUCAUGCCAAUUUCUAUUCUCCUAGACAGGAGCUUUACCAAUGGGAAUCAGUGGCUACCUCUGCUAGAAAUGCGUUGGGAAUGAGGUACAAGAUUUUGCCAUAUCUUUACACUUUGUCGUAUGAAGCUCAUAUCAAAGGGGCCCCAAUUGCAAGGCCACUUUUCUUCUCGUUCCCGAAUUACGCCGAGUGUUAUGGAGUUAGCACCCAAUUUCUUCUGGGGCAGAGCUUAAUGAUUUCCCCGGUGCUCGAGCAGAGCAAAACAGAGGUCACUGCUCUGUUUCCGCCGGGGACUUGGUACGAUAUGUUUAAUAUGACGAACGUGAUCAUGUCCAAAAAGGGGCGUUAUAUGACACUCCAUGCACCCCUUCAUGUGAUUAAUGUUCACUUAUAUCAGAACGCCAUAUUGCCAAUGCAGCAGGGUGGGAUGAUUUCUAAGGAAGCUCGAGCGACGCCGUUUAGCCUCGUUGUCACUUUCCCCGCCGGCGAAUCUGACGGCGAGGCUAGAGGGUAUCUGUUUUUGGACGACGAUGAGCAGCCGGAGAUGAAAAUUGCAAAGGGUACUUCGACGUAUGUGGAAUUUUACGGUGUGAAGAAUAACGGCCGUGUUAAGAUUUGGUCGGAAGUUGCAGCAGGGCAGUUUGCUUUGGACAAAGGGUUGAUUGUUGAGAAAGUUACAGUUUUGGGGUUGGAUGGAAGUGGGAAGGCGAAGGAGGUCUCUGUGGAUGGAGCUCCGGUGGCGGCGGGAGUUUCGGCCUCGACGGUGGAGCAAAAUAUAGAGCAAGAGCCAUUGGGGGAAGAUGGUGAAAGAGGAAAAAGUUUGAUGGUUGAGGUCAGUGGCUUAUCGUUGCCAAUUGGGAGAAGCUUCAAGCUGUCCUGGCAAAUGGGCUCUUAAAUUUGAAGUCCACCAUGGAAUCAGCUUGAUCGAACCAUGAGUCUUGUGUUUUCUUUUGUAUGUCCUCAUCUGUUGUAGUCUUCCUUUGCAUUGAUCUGUAACAUUGGGCUUGUUGUUGGGCCUUUGAAAUCUUUCAUAGAAUUCUAAUGUGGGCCUGGGCUAAUAUUCUAUGCAUACGUGUCACUUAGAAACGCAAAUAAUAAACCACGUAUU
Messenger RNA from Cucurbita pepo subsp. pepo (vegetable marrow), 3037 nucleotides. Its product is annotated as alpha-xylosidase 1. Lineage: Eukaryota; Viridiplantae; Streptophyta; Magnoliopsida; Cucurbitales; Cucurbitaceae. Gene Ontology annotation, molecular function: hydrolase activity, hydrolyzing O-glycosyl compounds; carbohydrate binding. The record is from RefSeq and is a predicted model, not a curated record. Gene Ontology annotation, biological process: carbohydrate metabolic process.